UGAAUGGUAUGAAGGCAUUUUUUUGCCAACAAUAGUGAUGUAUAGUAUAGUAUGUAUCUUAUCAAUUGUGACUAAGAGUGACUUUGCAGUUUUGCCUAACUGGCCGUGAUUUGCAGUUAUUUUCGGUGAUCUAUAACCAUUCAGCCGACUACCAGCCGUAGCCUCGUUACGUUCGACGAAUAGCAGAAAAAGAAUUUUGUUGACUGAACUCAUACCUACGAUGCAGGUUUAUAUCAAUGAGCAUAAGUGAAGUGAGAUGUGUACAUUCGAAACCUACAUACUCUGACAGGUAGCAGCAGUUUGGGCACGGACAGUAUGUGUUGUGCUUCGACCGUCUCGAGCAGUAAAAACAGUGACAUUGCUUUGCUCCUAAUGUCAGCUGCGGUGAUUUCGUGCGUGUGGCGUUAUCCUGUAUUUGGUGCUCCCUGCUGCAUUUUCUAAUAGCUAGACCUAGAGUUAAUUAGUGGUUGUCUAGUUCAGCUAAUUACAGCUCAAGUUACGUAAACAAUGAACGCUGCACUAGCGAUCGUAAUGGUCUUCGUGGGAUGCUGCAGCAAUGUGGUGUUCCUGGAGCUAUUGGUCAAGAUCGACCCCGGAUCGGGCAAUCUGAUAACCUUCCUGCAGUUCCUGUUCAUCUCGCUCGAAGGUUUCCUGUUCACGUCAAAAUGCGGUACGGUGAAGCCACGGAUAGGUCUGAAAGACUACACCAUUCUGGUGAUAAUGUUCUUCGUGUCCAGCGUGUGCAAUAACUAUGCGUUCGAUUUCAACAUCCCGAUGCCACUGCAUAUGAUCUUUCGGGCAGGAUCACUGAUAGCCAAUAUGAUUAUGGGAAUUAUCAUACUCCGGAAGCGCUACGUAUUGUCCAAGUAUCUGUCCGUCGGGAUGAUUACGAUGGGAAUCGUUAUUUGUACGAUUGUAUCCGGCUCGGAUGUCAAAAGCACUCAGGUUACUGAGACGGCUGAAGAAGAUCCAAUGACGGUAUUUUUCUGGUGGACACUUGGAAUUUCUCUGCUUACCCUGGCGUUGUUCGUGUCAGCUAGGAUGGGACUGUACCAGGAGGUGCUUUACAAACGCUACGGAAAACACCCAAAGGAAGCCUUAUUCUACACGCAUCUGCUACCGCUACCUUUUUUCCUACUACUUACUGGUAAUAUCUGGGAACAUAUCAAGCUGGCCAAUGCUAGCCCGCUUUACGACGUACCGGUGCUCAAUAUCGCAAUCCCAAUCACCUGGUUGUACCUGCUGGGUAAUGUUCUGACACAGUAUGUGUGUAUCAGUUCGGUGUACGUGCUGACGACGGAAUGCUCCUCGCUGACAGUGACCCUCGUAGUCACGCUGAGAAAGUUUGUCUCGUUGCUGUUCUCGAUUGUCUAUUUCAGCAAUCCCUUCACUAUCUACCACUGGAUUGGAACGAUUCUAGUAUUCACCGGUACGAUUAUUUUCACCGAAGUGAUCGAUAAGGUUCGGUUAGCAAUGGGCACCCAACCGGCACCGGUUUCGGAAAAGAAGACAAAAUAAACCUCCGAAUGGUUUGUGGAAAGUUACUAAUUAAUUUACUAUUUAUUAAAAUGCAGGUCGUUGCUGGUUUGCUCAAAAGUUGCAAUGGUUAUUAAUUCAGGAGUUAAGAACGAAUAGAUUUUUAAAUUGUAAUGAGGCUCAAAGGAUAGUUUUUCACAGAUUUUUUUACUCGUAUUUUCUGUUUAGGCGCCAGCCUUUUGAAAUUAGCUUAGAUAUCGAAUUAAAAUUUUAAAUCUUUGACAAUGUUAAUAGUAAUUUGAAAGGCUAAAUGCAAGCUUUUUUGAAUUCGAUAAACGUUUUCAAUAAAAACAACUUUUGUACAAAAUGUGCAAUCU
Sabethes cyaneus is the source of this 1853-nucleotide messenger RNA. RefSeq names its product UDP-xylose and UDP-N-acetylglucosamine transporter (gene Efr). Gene Ontology annotation, biological process: transmembrane transport. Lineage: Eukaryota; Metazoa; Arthropoda; Insecta; Diptera; Culicidae. The coding region runs from base 508 to 1518 and encodes 336 amino acids. Gene Ontology annotation, cellular component: Golgi membrane; endoplasmic reticulum membrane. The transcript is spliced from 3 exons. Gene Ontology annotation, molecular function: UDP-N-acetylglucosamine transmembrane transporter activity; UDP-xylose transmembrane transporter activity. The record is from RefSeq and is a predicted model, not a curated record.